AUGGCAUUUCCUGGAGCAACAUAUCAUGCAGACUCUGAUGCAGAUGAUGAGUAUGAGAGAAGUGUCAUGACUUCACCAGUUCAGUUACAUACCGACUCGGAAACCUCUUCGGAGCCUCAAUCCAAUGAACAUACCCCCACCACCUUUGACAAUGCUGGGGAAGAUCCUAAUCUACCUCGGACGAUCAUAACAGAAUGGACUCCAGAUGAUUGUGCACAAUUUGUUUCGAGUUUGAAUCUGCGGCAGUACUGUCAGGCUUUCAUAGAACACGGCAUUGAAGGAGAAGCACUUGUGGCUCUCAAGCAUGAUGAACUCAAGGAGAUGGGAAUCGCCAGCGUUGGCCAUAGGUUGACCAUCCUGAAGAAUGUCUAUGACAUGAAAGUCAAUCAAGACAUUCCCGUCGAGCCUGAUGAUUAUGUCCCACCCACGGCCGAACGGAAUCCUCAACAUGAAAUGGCUACGAAAGAGGACAUUGCACGCAUUGCCAGAUCCAUCAUUCGACUGCGUGAUGAACGAAUUGCCCAGACAGAGGCCCAAUUGACAAGAUUGGCGGAUGAUUAUCGUAAACUGCGCCAGGAAUUACUCCCCGUGUUCAAAAUGGCCAAAGAACGAUCCGAACCACUACCUUACGCCCCAUACCAAAAUAAUCCAACCAUCAGCCCCGAAAUCUAUCAACAAGACCUCAGCUCUCCAGUUACGACGACACAACCAGUACUAGAAAAGACCAGCUUAACACGAACAUUUUCCAAGAAGCUAGGAUUAAGUUCCACGCCAAAGAACAACUCCCCAACAUAUAUCCCCAGCACAAUACACGAAGGAAGGACAACAGAGAAUUCAGCCUUGGAUCCGUCCGCCGCGGCCAGUUUAGCCUCCAACACUUUGACUGCGUCGAUGUCAGGUGGCAUGUUAUCUCAACCGUCACCCAUUGCACCCUCGCCGACAUCUCCCUUGCCAUAUCAUCAACCACUUGCUCCCCGAUCAUAUCAAAGGGACGGUGUUUCGAUAUCGAGGUACGACGGCUCGGACGAGAUAUCAUCUCGGAUCAAAGAAGUCACACUCGAACGAAACAUACUGGACCGAGACCCUCCAACAUCAGCCAAGUCGGUGUCCGCCAAACUGAAUCCCACCAACUCAACCAUCUCAAACGCCUCCACACUAAUCCCAUCACGAGAAAUGUCCGCAUCGGUACCUCCGAACCUACCAUCCAGUGCCGCAGGCGGCCAAACACCGGGCGACGCACCAUCAGUGGAGAUCUUCAAAUCAUUCCGAGUCGGACUAGAAGAUCCAUGUUACAAGGUCCUCCCCGCCGCACUCCGCAAGUAUAACAUCCAAGCAGACUGGCGGCAAUAUGCUCUAUACAUUGUAUACGGAGACCAAGAACGAUGCGUCGGGCUGGAAGAGAAACCACUAGCACUGUUUAAAGAUCUUGACCGCGAGGGCAAGAAACCCAUGUUCAUGCUCCGCAAACUUGCCAACCCAAUCCUGGAAGUCCCCGGUUCAGGGGGAGGCAUCAAAUCUCUGGGUAUGGGCAGUGGUGGAAACAGUGGGAUAGGCAUAUCCAAUACUGUGAAUGGACGCCCCAUGCAGGCCCAAACACUACCUGGCGGAGUGCUGUAA
Messenger RNA from Exophiala bonariae, 1617 nucleotides. RefSeq lists its product as uncharacterized. The record is from RefSeq and is a predicted model, not a curated record. Bases 1 to 1617 code for a protein of 538 amino acids. Gene Ontology annotation, biological process: signal transduction. Gene Ontology annotation, molecular function: protein binding. The transcript is spliced from 3 exons. NCBI's taxonomy places the organism in Eukaryota, Fungi, Ascomycota, Eurotiomycetes, Chaetothyriales, Herpotrichiellaceae.